AUGGUGUCAAAGCCAUGGCGAGGCUUGAGACAUCUAGCUGUCGUCGUCACGCUCCUGCUCAUGAUAAUCUGUCUCCAACAGACCGCAUCGGAAGAGCUCCCGCCGGUGGUGAGCGUGGAGAGCUUCGUGCACGCCGCGGACCACGACGGCGACGGCGAGAUCGGCCCCGAGGAGGCCCACCAGCUAUGGGCGAGAGUGCUGGAGGAGGAGAAGCGAUUCGAGGAGCAGGAAGCGGAGGCGGAGGGCGGAGAGCGCGAGCGCGAGGCGGGUGAGAACGAGGCGGGCGGCGGCGAGUCGAGCAUGGCGGAUCCCAUGUCCGACCACCGGCUGGACAUGUCGUUCAGCUAUGGCGGCAGCAGCAUCUCCACUGCCGAGAUGAGCGAUCAUCUGAGCCACAUGCUGACAGGCGAGAAGGUGGUCGCGUGGAUCAUUCACGGCCUACGUCUCCCCCAGUACGCGGACGUCUUCAGGGCCAACUCAAUCGACGGCCUGGAUUUCCCCACGCUUAUAUCCGAUAACGGAACGUUUCUUAAAGAGGACCUGGGGGUGAAAAGCGCGCUGCACCGGCAUAAAAUCCACACGGCGAUUUUCCGCCAGGUGUUCGGCUUAGGGAAGGCGCCUGGUGCUCCCACCAACUUAGAGUGCGAGUCAGCUGGGUGUGGUGCCAUUGCUGUUCAGUGGGACCCGCCAGCCAAUCCUGGUGUGCCACCUGUCCACAAGUACCUUAUCCAGAGACGCGUGGCAACGCGCGUGGCGUCGUGGAAGGACGUUGGGGACACGUCAGAAGACGCGUGGCUAGAUUCGGCAGGAUUAAAGCCGGGGACCGAGUACACGUAUCGGAUACAGGCGUGGGGCGGGCAUGGGCCUUCGGAGUGGGUGGUGCUUGAUCAUUGUAGAGCACCCAUAGCAGCAGGAGCAGAGGGGCACAGCCACCCGCAUGGAUCAGACGCAGUAGCCGUUUCUGGAACGGAGAAGGAGCAGGGAUCGGUUGGGACGUGGCAGAAACGGUUGGAGUCGGUUGGGGGCACGGAGUACAUCUUGAGCAGCUCAGCAGCGCAAGGACCAGGGGAUAGAGCAGCAGUGGAAGUAGUACGAAGAGCGAGAGCAGGGGCGGCCGGACAGCAGGGCGGCGGGAGCGGAGCAGCACAGUCGGCAGAGCAAAGCGCGAAGGAGACGGCGCAGGAGGCGGAGAGGCAGGGGGGAGCGGGUUCUUCUUCCCCCCUCUGGAGUUUCAUUUGGUCGGUCAACGGCGGGAUUCUCGUGCUGGGGAUUUUCUCCCGCCAUAGCUUCUUCUUCCGCUUCGCUGUUAGCUUCAAAUACAGGUGUAACGCGGAAGGCUGUCGCGUGCGGUUUGAUCGCUGGUACACACUAGACGGGCUGAGGCACAGCAUUCUGAAGCACUACUGCCGCGAGUGCCAGGGCGUGUACUGUGUGCGCCACACGCGCAUCUCCCCCCACUCCUCCCGCACCCAGUGCGGGCUAGACAGCCACUGCCUCUGCUUCUCCUGCUACGCGCGCCUCCCUGCGGAGCUGCAGCUUCGGGCCGAACGCAUCAACAAGCUUCGGGUGGGGCCGGCGGCUGGGAGUGGGAGCAGCAGCAGCGCCAGCUUGGGGAGUAGCUUCGGCGGCAGCGGAGGGGGCGGAGGGGGGCGCAACGGUGGGGGGAAGAACGGGGAAGGGGUUUUAAACAGCAGCGGCAAUAGCAACAGUUUUAGCAGUUCAGGUUAUGGCAGCAGUGGUAGUACUCGUGCUGGUGGCAAUGGCGAUGGAGGGAAAGGAGUGGGAGGGAAGAUUUCUCCCUCUAGCAGCUGGAUGACUCUUCUGGGGCGCCGGAAUAACGACAAGAGCAGUGGGGCGGAGAAGAGCAGUAAGGAGAGGCAUGUGGGUGGGUCGUUGCCAGAGAGUGCAAGCACAUCAGGCUCGGAUGAGUCUCACGGCACAGCUUCAGGUGGAGCAGGGGCAGCAGGAGCGACCGGGGUAGCAGGGGCAGGAGGAGCAGGAGGAGCGGUAGGAACGGGGGUGUGUGGUGUAGGCUCAGCAGCAGCAGCAGAAGCAGCAGGGGAGGAGCAGGAUACGGGCAUGGUGGAGCUGUCUUUAGCAGCAGGUGACGCAGCAGCACAUGUUCUGACCUCUCCGCGACCUCUUAACCAGACAGGGAGCCUUAAAGAGAGGAGGAGAGGGGCGGGGGGAGGCGCAGGGGGAGGGAUGGUUAUGAAGAAAUCGCUUUCAUUGGCUGCUGGGGUGGGGUUCAAUGGGGCUGCUGACAGGGCCGUGCAGGGAGAUACUGCUGUGCAGCGGGCGCCAAUCGCUGCCUCGUUCUCUGCGGACUCGCAGCUUCCGCCCUAUUCCCCUUCUCCUUGCCGUCAGGCAUCGCACUGCGAUGGAACAACCAGCGGGUCGCAAGCUCCUAGGCCGCCGUUAAGCGACUCGCAAUCGUCGCAAUUCCUAUCUAUUUCGUCGCACACACCAUCGUUAGAGUCGUCCUCACCUGCGAAUUCGUCACAACCACCGUCGCAACCACAAUCUUCGCCACAACCACUGCCGCAACCGCAAUCCCCAAGUGCUCCCGCCGUUCGAUCCGGUGGGAGCGAGCCUCCUACCGAGACGCCUCAAGACGCUAGCGGGUCGUACGCACUAUACAGUGCUCCGAAUGCGGGGCCUUCCGCCCCUGGGAACGCCGAGCAGGAAUGUACAGCGGCCCUGGGAGCUCCGGUUACAGUGUUACCACAGAACGAGGUUGCGAAUAAAACAUCGCAGAAUCAGCAGAUUGUGACAAACUCGCGCGAGCAGCAACCGCAGCAGACGCAGCAGGCGCAUCGAGUGCAUCAGACGCAGCAGGAGCAGCAGCGUAGCUUGCUCUUAGCACGCCCGCCAUUCCAAGCAGCCAUGGCGGCAGAAACCGCGGCAAGCAGAAAUGCUCCACCAGCAGCGCUAGUAGCCCCAUCAGUGGCCGCUAUUGGCGGCGGUAUUACCCCCCAUCAGACCUCGCACCAUCCCUCCGCUCACCAUGCCUCCUCAACCUCCUCUGCCUUCCUCCCGUCCUUUCGGUCCCUCGCCUCCUCGUUUAAGAAGCUCUUUAAGCGCCGCUCGCCGGCCGAACCUGUGCUGCAGCCUCGGCAGGAUGACGUGGCCGGUUUGGUUGCCGAGGCUACCCAACAGGCUCGGCAGCAGGCUGCAACCGAACUGGCUGCCGAGCCAAGCUCGCAAGAAGGAAUUUUCAGCAGAAUCAGCAGCGCCGCGGGCAAUUUUUUUAUUCAUCCGCCCAGAUCGCCGCAACUCGCUUCCAGCCUGGCAGAUGCGACAGGCACUGCCGGCCGGAGGCCGCACGUGGGGGUGGUGGACGGGGGGCUGGCGCAACGUGUCGGCAAUGCAGUUUAUCGUACUCGCACGCUCAACUUGUAUGCAGCCCCGCCAACGCCUGCUUCAGGUGCUGCUUCAGGUGCUGCUUCAGGUGCUGCCUCAGGUGCUGCCUCAGGUGCUGCCUCAGGUGCUGCCUCAGGUGCUGCCUCAGGUGUUGCCUCAGGUGUUGCCUCAGCACCAGGUGCUGCUUCAGGUGCACCUGGGGCAGGAGUUGCGCCGCAAUCUCCGCUCCAGCAGGGGAGCCUGGGGAGCGUGCGGACGUUUCACGUGUCUGAAGCGCUCAAACACCUGUGGGACGCAGACGCGGGUCUGGCAUUGUUCCGGUGGGCCAAGGACGUGCAGGGAGUGACGCCGGACGCUUAUGUGUACUCAACGCUCUUCGGGCUGCUGGGUAGGGGGCGGGACGCGGCGAAUCUGGCGCGGGUGGCGCAGGAGAUGAGGGAGGACGGGUGUGAGCACAAUGCGGCCACGCUGCAGUCGCUGGCGACGGCGUAUGGCCGUGCUGGGAGAUGGGAUGAGGCGCUCGCAACGCUGGCCAUGAAGGGUGGUGAUGGGCAGAGCGUGCCGCAUGAUCCCACUCUGAUUGGCCCCCGAGUGGAUGCUCUUUUCCGCAUGGGUCGCUACAGCGACGCCAUCACAGCAUUCACCGAUCUGCGCAGCGCGGGCCACGUGCCUGAUUCCUUCGUGUACAACACCGUGCUCACCUGCUACGGCCGCGUGGGGAACUCAGUUGGGGCAGAGGAGGCGUUCAAGGACAUGAUUCGCCAUGGCGUGCCCCUGGAUGUGCGGUGUGCCAACAGCCUCAUGGAUGCGUAUGGGCGGACGGGGCGGGUGGAUGAUGCUAUGGCUGUGUUUGACCGCAUGUGCCUCGCUGCUGUUGCUGCUGGUGGGGCUGCUGUUGCUGCUGGUGGGGCUGCUGUUGCUGCUGAUCAAAUCACGUACAGCUGUGCCAUCCACCUUCUCAGCAUGGCCGGGCGGCUGACUGAAGCAGAAGAGACCUUCAAUGCGAUGCUUGUAGCGGGCAUGCGUCCCGACAGCAUCACAUGGGCCACCAUGGUGCAGAUGUGGGCCAGGGAGGCGAAUCCGGAAAGAGCGAGUAUGUGGUUCCGGCGCAUGGCAGCGGCGGGAUGUCGGCCGGAAACCCCCGCGUACAACUCGCUCAUGUGGGCGUUUGUGGGACGGGGCAUGUUCGACGAGGCUGGGGAGGUGCUGAGGGCGCUCAAACACGGCUGGGACCUGCUGGGGCCAGCAGAGAUGCUGCAGGGGCGAUGGGGGGAAAACCUGCUGGGGCCAGGGGAGGAACAAGAGGCGAAGCAAAGCGGAUCUGGCAAGUCAGUGUUCGGGUGGCUCAACCCAGGUGGAGCAGGCCAAAUAGGCCUCGGGAGUGUCCGCAAUGGUGCUGUUGCCGGUGUGGUUUCGCAGAGUAAAGCGGGGAGUGGGAAGCUUGAGGUGGCUCCGAACCUGAUGACUUACACCACGUUUCUGAGCAAGUGUACGAAAUCUGUCGCCCGCAGUGACGUGGCACGGCUGCUGCGGCUGAUGGAAGAGACAGAGCAUGUCGCCCACGCUGUGUUCCGACUGCUCAUGGAGGAGCCGUUUGGGUCCACUCACACACUGCUGCCAGCAGGUGCUGAGAGGGAUAGUGAGAGUGUUCCUUUGAGUGAUGCUGCAUGUGAAGCUGGGAGUGCUGCUAGUGAUGGGGAAACGAGAAGGUGUGAGGGAGAGAGUGAGGGAGGAAGGUGUGAGGAAGUAGGAUGGGCCGCUGUCCAAUCAGGAGCAGCAGAAUCAUCGCCUCUGCAUGAAUCAACACCAGCACACCGCUUGCAGUGGCAGCAGCCAUUAAAGGUAGCGGUGGUGACGGGGUGGGGCAAGCGCAGCCGGGUGCAGGGGGCGUCGCUGGUGAAGGCAGCGGUGGAGGCGCUGCUGCUGAGGGACCUCACAGCGCCCUUCUCCCUCCACCGCUUCCACCCCGGCUCCUACGAGGCCCCCGGUGCUGACCUCGAGCAAUGGCUGCUCACGCCAGUCUUAGCGGCCAGCGGGUCACGCGAUUCUGAACCGGCCUUGACCGACGCUUACCGGUCGCAACCCCUAUCUAUUCCGUCGCACCUGUCGUCGCUUGAUCGGCUCUUUUCUGCGAAUUCGUCGCACGGACGGCUUCCGUCGCAACCGUCGUCGCACUGUCUGUCGCAACGGCAAUCGCAAGCGGAACACGCUACUGGCGAUCCUCGUUCUGAGGCGUCCCAACACAAUGAUCGGCGGCCGUACGCGGUAGAGAGCGCUUCAGAUGGCGGACUGGCAGGUGCGAGGGUGGCACCGGGAGUGGCGGCAGCAGAGGCAGAGACGAGCUAUGGAGGGGCGACUAGGUUGCUGAGAGAACCUUGGGCUAGGGAGGGUUUUAGUGGGAAAGAAGGCAGAGCGCCGGGCGGGAGGGGAAGAGGGAGAGGGAGAAUGGGAAGGGGAGGCAUAGGCGGCAUGGAAUGGCAAGCAGAGGAGAGAGCGUUGAGGGAGAAGAGAGAGGCUGAGAUCCCAGCACAGCGACAGGACGUAUCAGCAGCUGCUGCUGCAGGGGAAAUUGCGGGUAGCAGCGGAAGGAGAGAAGCGCAGCGGGAGAGGGAGAGCAACAUAGUGUCUGUCAUUCUCAACAUGCUCAAAUACAUUCAGCCUCCCCCUCCCGCUGCUUCCCCUGGCACUCAAAUGACAGGGGUGCAACGGAAGGGCAGAGGGGGAAGAUUGGGUGUGGAUGAGAUGGUCGCGCGGCUGCAGCAGCACUGGCAGCACUGGCUGGCUCGCAGCAGCAGCAGCAGGGUGCGUCGCAGACACACGAUGAGGAGAAGCAGAAGCAGCAAGAGCUGGGACGAGGAGGGCAUGGGUAUUAGAAACCCUCAUUGGGACGAGGAGGGCACAGGCACAGGCACCAGCAGCAGUCACCGUGGAGGGUCCUUCGAGGAGGUGAAAAAGCCGCAAGGGAGGAGGGUGACGGCGUAUCACGUGAGCGAGGUGCUCAAGGCUCUCUGCGACGCUGACGCGGGCCUGGCGUUGUUCCGGUGGGCGAAGGACGUGCAGGGAGUGACGCCCGACGCGCAUGUGUACUCGAGCCUCUUUGGGCUGCUGGGGCGAUUGAAGAACGCUGCUGGACUGGAGGGGUUGGAGGGGGAGAUGAGGGAGGAUGGGUGCGGGGAGAAUGUGAUCACGCUGCAGGCGCUAGCUGCUGCGUACGCGCGUGCAGGGAGAUAUGAGGAGGCGCUUGCGACAUUGGAUGAGAUAGAGCACAAGGAUGAUUCGCUCAGCCCGUUCUCGUUCGGCGUGCGAGUGGAUGUGCUAUACCGCAUGGGGCGCUACCGGGAAGUGAUCAAGACGUUCCACAAGAUGCGGGAAGCAGGCUAUGCCCCCGAUGCCUUUGUCUACAGCACAGUGCUCACCUGCUACGGCCGCCUGGGGAACAUCAUUGGCGCCGAGCUGGCGUUGAGGGAGAUGCUCUCCCAGGGGAUGCCGCUCAGUGUGUUCUGCGCCAACAGCCUCAUGGAUGGGUAUGGCAGGGCUGGGCGGGUUGAUGAUGCCAUGGCUGUGUUUGACCGCAUGUGCCUCGCUGCUGUUGCUGCCAGGGGUGCAACAGCAGCAGCAGGAGCAAGAGCUUCUUGCACCAAGGCUGCUGCUGAAGUGAUGAUAGCUGCACCAGCGCAACAUCUCACUGCCACCACCACCACCACCUCUCCUCGUUCCCCUCCCUCCAUCUGGCCGGGCCCAGACAUAAGCACCUACAGUCUGGCGAUCCACCUCCUCAGCACGGCAGGGAGGUUGUCCGAAGCAGAAGACACCUUUGAAGCGAUGCUGGUGGCGGGUAUAGAGCCGGACAUCGUAGCCUGGUCCACCAUGGUGCAGAUGUGGGCCAGGGAGGCGAAUCCGGAGAGAGCGAGUAUGUGGUUCAGGCGCAUGGCAGCGGCGGGGUGUCGGCCGGAAACCCCCGCGUACAACUCGCUCAUGUGGGCGUUUGUGGGACGGGGCAUGUUCGACGAGGCUGGGGAGGUGCUGAGGGCGCUCAAACACGGCUGGGACCUGCUGGGGCCAGGGGAGGAGCAGGACGAGAAUCAAAUCAGUAUCGGUUCAGCUUAUAAGAGGCCCGACAGCACUGAUGGGCUGGUAGAAAGCAGUGGGAGUGAAGGGGCUGCAAAGGUGGCGGAUAAAAGAUCCAACUCCACGAACCUGCCCAAUUCCGCGCCUGGCCUUGCGCCGAACCUGAUGACGUACACGAUGCUGCUGAGCGCAUGCACGGUGUCUAACGACCGCAGCGAGGUGAUGCAGCUGAUGCGACUCAUGCAGGCCACAGGGCAUCCCGCCCACUCCGUGUUCCAACUGCUCAUAGAGGAUGCUAUCGAGCAUCCCUCUCAUGCCAUUGACAAGCUGCUUACUGAGAGCUCCUUCGAGUCGAUCCCCAAGACGGUGGUUGAGAAGGCGGGGAGUGGUUUGGAGGGUGAUGGAAUGGCGAAAGAACCGGAAACGGGAAUUGCUGAGACGAGAGGGGGUGAGAGGGCAAGGGAAGAGGGUGGUGAUAGGGAAGUGGGGAGGAACGGAGUUGGAGGGGUAACGAAGAGAGGUUUGGUGGAGGUGGGGGUGAGGGGAUUGUGGGGGAAGUGUGAGGAGUGGUGGAAUAGGGUGGUGGGUGGGGAGGUUGGGAGUGGUUUGGAGGGUGAAGGUUCGGGGGUAGCAAGGAAAGGGGAACACGGUGACACGAGGAGAUGGGGAGAGGGAAAUAGUGAGGAGUGUGAUGAUAGGGAGGUAGGGAGGUGCGCAAUUGCACGGGUGUUGGACAGGGGAUUGGUGGAGGUUGAGCUGCAGCUGUACCCGAACAGUGUUCGGCUGCCCGCGAUUUACGGGCGGCAUGGAAGGUGUUCGGUGGAUCUGCAUGGCAUGUCGGCAGGCACGGCAGUGACAGUGACCAGGUGGGCGUUGGAGAAGAUGCGGCAGGCUGUGAUGGCCUCUGCUGCUUCAGGUGCUUCUUCAGGUUCCUUUGAUUCAUCGUUGGGACCAUCGAAGUCGACAGUCGCAGGAAAAACCGAUUUAAUGGCAGAGGCAACGGAUUCAGAAGAGGAAUCGGAGGAUGAUGACGAGGGAGCUGCAUCAGGAGAUAUGGACCCAGCAGGGACAUCGUUGAACGAAUCACGGCUGACAUGGCGGCGGCCGGGGAAGGUGGAGGUGGUGACGGGGUGGGGCAAGCGCAGCCGGGUGCAGGGGGCGUCGCUGGUGAAGGCAGCGGUGGAGGCGCUGCUGCUGAGGGACCUCACAGCACCCUUCUCCCUCCACCGCUUCCACCCCGGCUCCUACGAGGCCUCUGGUGCUGAUCUUGAGGCCUGGCUGCUCACGGCAGGUGUCGAGCAGUUAUUGGCUCCCCGGGACCAGGACUGA
Messenger RNA from Closterium sp. Yama58-4, 8760 nucleotides. Lineage: Eukaryota; Viridiplantae; Streptophyta; Zygnematophyceae; Desmidiales; Closteriaceae. The record is from the annotation of a GenBank genome assembly.